GGCAGCCGGCGUGCGCGCCUAGGGGCUGGGGGCUCCGCUUCGACCGCGCUUCCCUCGUUCGAUCCUGGGCAGGCAGCUUCGCCUAGAACAACAGCUCCAGCUGGCAGAAUCACCUCCUGAGAUCGCAUCUCACUUGUGCCAAGGCUCUGAAAUGCCAACUAUGUCGAGGCCUGCACUUGAUGUCAAGGGUGGCACCUCCCCUGGGAAGGAGGAUGCUAACCAGGAAAUGAACUCCCUGGCUUACUCUAACCUGGGGGUGAAAGAUCGCAAAGCAGUGGCCAUCCUGCACUACCCUGGGGUUGUUGCUAACGGAACCAAAGCCAGUGCGGUUCCCACUAGUUCCUCUGGAUCUUCAUCUCCUAUAGGCUCUCCUCCUACUACCCCUCCCACUAAACCCCCUCCCUUUAACCUGCACCCCUCCCCUCACCUGCUGGCCAGUAUGCAGCUGCAGAAGCUCAAUAACCAGUAUCAUGGGAUGGCUGCUGCUGCCCCUACCCCAGGCCAACCUGGGGAGGCUGCGCCCCAGCAAAAUUGGGGUUUGGGGGCUCAGGUGGGAGGGGCAGGGUCAGCCUCUCAUUCUACCGGUGCCCAGAGUCCUGCAAUUAUUGAUUCGGACCCGGUGGAUGAGGAGGUGUUGAUGUCACUGGUGGUGGAGCUGGGACUGGAUCGAGCCAAUGAGCUGCCGGAGCUGUGGCUGGGGCAGAAUGAGUUUGAUUUCACCGCAGAUUUUCCCUCAGGCUGCUGAUGCCAAGUAGUGCCCCUAAAGAUGGAGGAAUAAAGCCACAAAUUCUGUUGUAAAUAAA
Messenger RNA from Dipodomys ordii (Ord's kangaroo rat), 803 nucleotides. RefSeq names its product Cbp/p300-interacting transactivator, with Glu/Asp-rich carboxy-terminal domain, 1 (gene Cited1). Gene Ontology annotation, cellular component: nucleus. Lineage: Eukaryota; Metazoa; Chordata; Mammalia; Rodentia; Heteromyidae. The record is from RefSeq and is a predicted model, not a curated record. The transcript has 3 exons. Gene Ontology annotation, biological process: regulation of DNA-templated transcription; melanocyte differentiation. The coding region runs from base 152 to 745 and encodes 197 amino acids.